AUGGGCUCUGCCCUUCCAAGUAUGGCGAUACCAAAUAUUACCAAGGACUUCGGGAUCACAUCAGAAGAACAAAGUGUUCUGCCCAUCUCCGUUUACCUCAUCGGCUACGUUUUGGGGCCUGUCGUCUGGGGGCCCCUCAGCGAACAUUAUGGCCGUCGCGACCUGAGCCUAGUGACCUUCUGUUUAUUCACCAUUUUUACUAUGGCUUGUGCUGUCGCUCCAACAUGGGCGGCAUUGUUGAUCUUUCGAUUCUUCUGUGGAGCCUUUGCGAGUUCACCUAUUGCAAUUGUUGCUGGUAUUUUGGCAGACAUAUAUAAUGACCCUCGCACGAGGGGCAGAGCAUUUGCUAUUUUCAUGGUGUGCACCACCGGAGGUCCUAUUCUGUCCCCGAUUCUGUCCGGUUUCGCUGGCCCCAAUAUUGGUUGGCGUUGGGUCUUCUGGAUUGCUCUCAUGAUCGCCGGUGCUACCAUUGUCCUAAUCAUCUUCCUCCCUGAGACCUAUGGCCCAAUACUCCUAUCCCGUCGUGCCCAAAGACUCCGCAAACGAGACCCGUCAUCUCGUGCCAUUGCCCCGCGAGAUCUUGAGGAAACAGAUAUCAGACAGCUUCUCACCGUGGUCUUGACUCGCCCCCUUCGUAUGUUCCUCUUUGAGCCUAUUGUAACAACGACCUGCACCUAUCUUGCUCUUGUCUACGCAAUAUUCUAUAUGUCCUUUCAGGCAUUCCCAAUUAUCUUCCAAGACGUGUACGGUCUGUCGCCAGGUGUUACAGGACUCGCUUAUCUCCCUAUCUUUGGCGGUGCCGCUCUGUCUCUUCCCAUAUUUUGGACGUGGGAUAAUGUUCUCGCCCGUGCCACAGAGCGUAAUGCAUCCUGGAUUCAUCGCGAGGAAUAUCGCCGCCUUCCUCUAGCUUGUUUAGGUGGUCCACUCUUCGUUAUAUCCCUCUUUUGGCUCGGUUGGUCUGCUCGUCAAGACAUACCUUUUGCAGCACCAAUGCUAGCUGGCAUCCUUUUUGGGAUGGGCUUCUUGUUGAUCUUCAUGGCCAUGCUGAAUUACCUCACGGAUGCAUAUGAAAUAUUUGCUGCCUCCGCGAAUGCCGCAUCCUCAACGACAAGGUCCCUAUUCGCUGUCGUAUUACCACUUGCCACCAAACCCAUGUUUCGUCAGCUCAAUAUUAACGGCGCGUGCUCUCUUCUAGGAGGCCUUAGUACACUAAUGUGUUUCAUCCCGUUUGUCUUCAUCUGGAAGGGACCUAGUAUUCGAGCUCGUUCGAAGUUCUGCAUUGCACUUCGCGAGCGAAAAGAGGAACUGCAACGGAAAGAAGAAGACGCAAAGGCUAGAAAGGAGCAUUAUGAGCUGAGAGAGAAGGAGAAGGAGAAGGAGAAGGAGAAGGAGAAGGAGAAGGAGAAGGAGAAGGAGAAGAAGGCAAAUGAACCCGUGUAG
This is a messenger RNA of Fusarium coffeatum, 1440 nucleotides long. RefSeq lists its product as uncharacterized. Lineage: Eukaryota; Fungi; Ascomycota; Sordariomycetes; Hypocreales; Nectriaceae. The transcript has 2 exons. The record is from RefSeq and is a predicted model, not a curated record. Gene Ontology annotation, biological process: transmembrane transport. Gene Ontology annotation, molecular function: transmembrane transporter activity. The coding region runs from base 1 to 1440 and encodes 479 amino acids.